Molecule: messenger RNA, 918 nt
Organism: Rhopilema esculentum
Lineage: Eukaryota; Metazoa; Cnidaria; Scyphozoa; Rhizostomeae; Rhizostomatidae
Source: RefSeq, a predicted model, not a curated record
AUGAAUACAUCUUUGGGUUGGGUGCUUUACGGGCCUGGUGCAACUAUCCGGGAUAAGCAAAUUAACGGACAGUCAACGGAGACAUACUUGCUCAAAGUGGAAUGUACAAGUGAAGAUUUGGAUUCGCAGCUAAAUAAAUUCUGGGACUUUGAGACCAUAGGGAUAAGAGACAAGGAAACUGUCGCUGAAUCAUUUGAAAAGAAUGUUUCAUUUACGGAUGGAAAAUAUUCUGUGGUUCUGCCGUUCAAAGAAAACUCGCCUGUAUUGCCGGACAAUUUUGAGAAUUCUGUGAAUCGUUUGAAUUCUACCUUGAAACGACUGAAGAAAACUCCAGAUGUUGUGCAAGAAUGUGAUUCAAUAAUCAACGAGCAACUGGAAAAGGGGAUUAUUGAAAAGGUUGAUUUGACCAGCCCAGUUGAAGUCGGGGAGGUGCAUUACUUGCCAAGCCAAGUUGUCAUAAGAGAAGAAGCUCUCACCACAAAAAUUCGAAUCGUUUACGAUGCUUCUAGCAAAUCAAACGGCGUUUGUUUAAAUGACACACUCCAUACAGGACCUUCAUUGACGGAACAAUUGUAUGCUAUUUUGCUCAGAUUCAGAGGGAAGAAAAUUGGACUCAUUGCAGACAUCGAAAAGGCUUUUCUUUCAAUUGCAGUCGACGAAAGCCAAAGAGAUUUUUUGAGGUUCUUAUGGGUUAAGGACAUCAAUGACGAAGAUCCUCAAAUUGUUUGUUAUCGGUUUUGUGCAGUAGUAUUUGGCCUUUGUUGCAGUCCAUUCAUUAUGAAUGCCACCUUGCAACAUCACAUAAAGAAGUACGAACAGCUCGACCCAGAACUCGUCAAAUUAAUGCUAAAUUCGUUUUAUUGCGACGAUUUAUCGACAUCUGUGAAUACAGUGGAGGAGGCGACCAGUGAGGAGUAA